Ctenocephalides felis (cat flea) is the source of this 1340-nucleotide messenger RNA. Its product is annotated as synaptophysin-like protein 2. Gene Ontology annotation, cellular component: synaptic vesicle; synaptic vesicle membrane. The record is from RefSeq and is a predicted model, not a curated record. NCBI's taxonomy places the organism in Eukaryota, Metazoa, Arthropoda, Insecta, Siphonaptera, Pulicidae. The coding region runs from base 290 to 898 and encodes 202 amino acids. The transcript has 5 exons.
UUAUUGAUUCCAGUAGCCAUAGAUAUCAAAUUCAAAACGUCAUUUCUAGGCGUGUCGUGAGAAAUUCAUUAGUUUUAGUUUUUCUAUGUUUCCACUUUGUUCGAUUGAUGAGCAUGUUUACAUUUAAUGUCACUUAACAAGACGUUCUAUGCUAUUUCUCUGUAUCUGUAUUUAUAUGUCGAUACAUGUGUACAAUCAUUUGUCUAUAUAUAAUUUAGUGUAUCCUAAUUAUUAGUAUUGUAUCAAGUACCUCGUUCUUAAUAAAGCGCGGAUAAUAAAGAUAUUCAAAAUGAACUACAAUCUAACAGUAUUUCAAGAGCCUCGAGGAGUGAUGAGAAUUAUUCAAUUUAUUUUUUCAAUAUGCGCUUUUGCUACAAUAUCUGGAUAUAGCAGCAUGUACAAAUACAUGUGCCAAAGUAAAGCAUAUGAUGCAAAAAUAGAAUAUCCAUUUCGGAUAUCUCUUCCUGUAUCUGAUUCUCCCACAGAAGGCUCUAGUGGUGAUUUAUCGUCUGAUGCUCAAUUUUUUGUUGCAACUGGAGUGUUGUCAUUUUUAUAUUGUAUUUUUAUUGUAAUUUUUUAUGUGGGGUGUGAUGAACUGUACAAGAAGAAUACCCAAAUUCCAUUGAUAGAUUUCUCACUCACUGUGAUUUUAGCAGUAUUUUGGUUAUCAGGAAGUGCAGCUUGGGCUAAUGGACUAAAUGGCUUGAAAACUCUAGUGAUUUUACCGGAUUCAUGUUCUGUUGUUGAGAUGCCAAGUUUUUCAACAUUAAAUAUUUCUGUGAUUCUUGGAUUUUUAAACUUUUUUCUGUGGGCUUCCGAUUUGUGGUUCUUAUACAAAGAAACUACAUGGUUCCAAAUUAAACAGGCCAGUUCUGGACCAAUCACACCAACAGUUUAAAUUAAUAAAGUUACAGAGUAUUAUUCAUUUCAUUGAUUAUUAAGGUAUGAUUCUAAAACUAGUCGUACGAGCUAACAAAAUAAAGUUUAGUAGUAUGUUUAGAAAUGUAUUAGGGAUGGUACUAAUUUCAUUAUUAAGAAUUGGAUUAUAAUAGCUACCAUAUUAAGUGUAUAGAUUCAAAAAAUAAAACAUUAGUUGAUUAUGAUUAAUGCAGGGGCACUUAUUACUUAAGAAAACGCUAUUGAUUUCAAUUACUAACUAUUGGAAACGUUGCAUUAUCAAGUAGUAUGAUUAACAUUUUUUGCCCCUUUUCAUGACAAUAAAAUGUUACAUGUGCCACUGACUUGAGCAUUUUCAUCACGUAGGAUUUGAGAUCAUGUAGCUCUAAAUUACAGCAUUGAGAAUCUUUAUAUUAGUUAUAUUAUAUUUAUUAUCUAAUAAU